CUGCCGGCCCAGCCCCGCAGCGCCGCUUCCGGUGCGGGCCCCGCCCCGGCUGUGGCCCCCGGCUACCGAGGAGGCUGAGAAGCUGCUGCGGCGCCGGGGCCUCAGCGCUCGGUUCUUUACCGCGGAGUGAACCGGAGUGCUCCGCACAGGUUCAGAUCCAGUGUGCCUGCUGGGCUGUGCCCAGGUUCAUAGCCAUGCCAAACAGUGGGUGAAACUUGAAGCAGCGAUGGAACCACUGCACCACCAGCAGAAGCAGAAGCAGCUGCAGAAGCAAUCCCACCUGGCUUCUUUGCAGAUGGAUGCUCGGGAGAAGCAGGGACAGCAGAUGAGAGACACCCAAUUCUUGUAUGCUCAGAAGCUGAUCACACAACAGACUCUCCUUUCUGCCACACCUGGAAGGCCUUCUGCCACCCCUACCCUGGGUCCUUUAGCAAAAGUCCCACCAACCACAGCAGCCCCCCGAGUUUUUGAACGAAGCAACGUAAACUCAGAGCCUGAGGAAGAGGAAGGCUUGGAAGAUGAGGAUGGGGAUGAAGAAGAGGCAGAGGUAGCUGAGAAAGAGGCACAGACUGCUUCAAAAUACUUCCCUGUGCAGAAAGCAGCUCACCAAGAUCCCAGAGCAGCACCCCUGCCCACGAGUCUCCUUCCAGCACCAGGACCUCAGACUAAGGAAGACCAUACCAAAGAUGCUUCCACGACUCCACCUUCAGUCUCCACGUCUGGUCAGCCGAGCUGGAAUCUGGAAGAGCAGCUCAAACAGAAUGGCGGUUUGACCUGGAGUGACGAUGCAGAUGGAGGUCGAGGAAGAGAGAUCUCUCGAGAUUUUGCCAAGCUGUAUGAACUGGAUGAUGAUCCUGAAAGGAAAGAGUUCCUAGAUGAUCUCUUCAUCUUUAUGCAGAAGAGGGGGACCCCAAUCAACCGAAUACCCAUCAUGGCCAAGCAGAUCCUGGACUUGUACAUGCUGUACAAGCUGGUAACCGAGAAGGGGGGCCUGGUGGAGAUCAUCAACAAGAAGAUCUGGAGGGAGAUCACCAAAGGCCUGAACCUGCCCACAUCUAUUACCAGCGCCGCCUUCACUCUGAGGACCCAGUACAUGAAGUAUUUAUAUGCCUAUGAGUGUGAGAAAAAAGCCUUGAGCUCCCCAGCAGAGCUCCAGGCAGCCAUCGAUGGCAACCGGAGAGAGGGUCGGCGGCCCAGUUACAGUUCUUCCCUCUUUGGCUACUCACCUACCGCUGCUACUGCUGCAGCUGCCGGGGCCCCGGCUCUUCUCUCCCCACCCAAGAUCCGCUUCCCUAUCCUUGGGCUCAGCUCCAGCAGUGGUACCAGUGCCAGUAACUCUCGGAUAACCCCAGCAGCCUCACUCAGGAAAGGUGACGGACUCCCAGUGACAGCGGUGCCUGUAACUAAUCGCCUAGCUGUGCCUGUGACCCUGGCAGGCCCGCAGGCUAGUACUCGGACUACCACACUGGAGCAGCUGCGGGAGCGGCUGGAGUCAGGGGAGCCUCCGGAGAAGAAGGUGUCGAGGCUGUCGGAGGAAGAACAACGUCUGGUGCAGCAGGCCUUCCAGCGCAACUUCUUCAGCAUGGCGCGGCAGCUCCCCAUGAAGAUCCGGAUCAACGGCAGAGAAGACAGAUCAGAGGCGUCAGCUGCAGCACUGAACUUGACCACGAGCAGCAUUGGGAGCAUCAACAUGUCCGUGGACAUUGACGGCACCACGUAUGCAGGUGUGCUGUUUGCCCAGAAACCUGUGGUCCACCUCAUCGCGGGGUCUGCUCCUCAGAGCGUCGGCAGCAGUGCCGGCAGCAGCAGCAGCAGCUCUCACUGUUCGCCAAGUCCUACCUCAUCCCGGGGUACCCCCAGCGCAGAGCCCUCCACCAGCUGGUCCCUCUGA
Chrysochloris asiatica (Cape golden mole) is the source of this 1891-nucleotide messenger RNA. RefSeq names its product AT rich interactive domain 3B (BRIGHT-like) (gene ARID3B). The transcript is spliced from 9 exons. Gene Ontology annotation, biological process: regulation of transcription by RNA polymerase II. Gene Ontology annotation, molecular function: DNA binding. Bases 227 to 1891 code for a protein of 554 amino acids. Gene Ontology annotation, cellular component: nucleus. The record is from RefSeq and is a predicted model, not a curated record. Lineage: Eukaryota; Metazoa; Chordata; Mammalia; Afrosoricida; Chrysochloridae.